UUUUUGAGACGUUUGGUUUUUAUUUUAUUUUUAAUUAGUCAGCGUCGGGCUUUUGCACUGAUUAAAAACGAUGUCGUGGGUGACAAACUAGAAAGCAAGAAAUAAGCUUGCUGGCGAUCACUGAUCAUUCAUUAAACUGGAAAUGGAGUGGGCGGAAUGUCCGGUGUGCUUACAGAAUUACGACGGAGAGUACGCAAUUCCGCGAGUACUGACGUGCGGACACACAACCUGCGAGUCAUGUCUUAAAAGCCUUCCUCAAAAGUAUCCUCAAACAAUUCGCUGUCCUGCUUGUGUUCAGCUUGUCAAGUUCCCAUCUUUAGGCCCAUCUUCUCUCCCCAAAAACAUCGACCUCCUCAGGUUAAUCCCCACUAACCAUAAAAAAAAACAACCCAUUAAUCACUCCAGGAGUUCUGAUCAUCAGGUUGAUUCUGCGUCUUUUCUAUGGUCUGAUGACUUUUUUGUUACAUGGAAGAAUUGGGUUCUUGAAAAGGAUGCUGUUUUAGUUGAUGAGAGUGAAAAGGAUUGUGGCGUUUUGAAGGAUGGAAAUAAGAAGUUGAGACUUUUUAAGGUUGCUGAUGGUUUGUUGGAUGUUAAUGGAAGUGGGUUUAUUUUUAAGCUGAGUUAUGCUUCUAGGAUUAUGAAUUGUUUAUAUGGGUUGGGAAAUGUGGUGAGAGAGGAAUUGAGUUUGAUUUUAGGAAUUUGUUUGGAACAUUAUAGGAUUGGUAAAUUUUAUGGCUUUUGGUGUGAUUCGCAAAAUGGUUUUUUGUAUUUAGUUUGUGAGAGAUUUAAUGUGGGUGUUAUGGACCAUUCUGGUUGUUCUAAAAAUGGAUCAAGUAAAGAUGGUUUGGCUAGUUUCGCUGUUACGGGUAUGGAAAUUUGUGAAGCGAUAAUUGGUUUGCAUUUGGAAGGGUUAUUUAUGGGUUGCCUAAGUCUUACUUGCUUUGAAUUGGAUGACUUUGGACAUGUAUAUUUAAGUUUGGGUGAGGUUUUGUUGACGUCAAGGAAGGUUCAUGAGAGUGUCAUGGCAGCUCGUUCUGGUAGCAGACGGAUUGGUGAUAUAGAGAUGGGAAUACUGGUAACUGAACUUUUUAAAAGAGAAGUCUUUGUAAGUCCAGAAAUGCUAUUUGAGAUAUUUAAGAAAGAAAGCAUAGAGGUAAAAUGCGGUAGUAGCUUUAGUUAUUCAGCUGUGUAUAGCUCGGAUAUUUGGUCGCUGGCUUGUACUUUUGUUAGACUUUUAAUUGGGAAACAGUUUGUUGAAGAGCUAGUUGAUUAUGUGGAUUAUUCUGUUUCAAAAGUAAGUGAAGAGAACAUUUUGGAUUGUUCAGGGCUUUACAUGGGUUUGAUAGAAAGGAUAAGUUGUUUAUUAAAAAAUAAAUUAGGUGAACAAUUUGAAUCAUUGCAGCAAAUUCUAUGCAGAUGUUUGAAUUUUUAUCCAGGCAGUCGGCCACCUUUGAUUGAUGUUUGGAAAUGUAUUAGGGAGCUAAUUAUUAAGCCUGAGUUUGAUACUAUGCUCAGAUUGAAUAAGGCUACUGAUGAGAAGAUUAAGAGGCAUUUCUUGGUUCUUAGCGAAUUGGCCCGGGUGCACAUUAAAGCUUCAGAAAUGCAUGUUAAGGAUGAGGUGGAGGGACCAGUAAACAACAGUGAAGAAAAUGUAGAACAAUUUGAGGGCAGGAUGGUUGAUAAAGAUUUAGUUAAGGGCCUUGUGCAAGGAAAUGUCAAAUUAAAAGAUUUGCAGGGUCAUCUUGAUUGUGUUACAGGAUUAGCCAUUGGAGGAGGGUUUUUGUUUAGCUCCUCAUUUGAUAAAUCAGUUCGAGUCUGGUCUUUGCAGGAUUUAUCCCCUUUACAUACCUUUAAAGGUCAUGAGCAUAAAGUCAUGGCUGUAAUCUACGUUGAUGAAGAGCAGCCAUUAUGCAUAAGUGGUGACGCUGGAGGUGGCAUAUUUCUCUGGAGCAUUAAUCACCCUCUGAGGCAAGAAUCAUUAAAGAAUUGGUACGAGCAAAAAGAUUGGAGAUAUAGUGGUAUUCAUGCCUUGACCACAGCAGGAAAUGGGUAUCUUUAUACUGGGAGUGGAGAUAGGUCAGUUAAAGCAUGGUCACUGCGGGAUGGGAUCCUAUCAUGCACUAUGGAUGGUCAUAAAUCUGUAGUUUCCUCAUUAGCAGCAAGUGACGGGGUUCUGUAUAGCGGGAGUUGGGAUGGGACCAUCCGACUGUGGAGUCUAACUGAUCAUAGUCUUUUGACAGUGUUAGGUGAAGACAUGCCGGGAACUAUGACCUCUGUGUUGUCCCUUAGUGUUUGCCAGAAUAUACUUGUUGCAGCACAUGAAAAUGGACAUAUAAAGGUAUGGAGGAAUGAUAAGUUUAUGAUAUCCAUUCAACUUCAUAAUGGUGCCAUUUUUGCUACUGGUAUGGAGGGGAAAUAUCUGUUUACCGGAGGUUGGGACAAAACUGUCUAUGUACUGGAAUUAUCAGGAGAUGAAUUUCAAGUAGAAACCGAAUCCAUUGGAUCAAUCCCAGGUGGUGCUGUCAUAACAUGUUUGCUAUACCAGCAAGGAAAGCUUUUUGUUGGCCAUGGCGAUAGGAUUAUCAAGGAGAAUUUAGCUAGUUUGACGAAAAGGGUGAGUGAUUUUUCGAGUCUAAACUACUGGGUUGUAAGGGAUUAUUAUCGGUUAGUUGAGUCAGUUAAUGCUUUUGAGCCACAAAUUCAGAGACUUUCCGAUGACCAGUUGAGUGCUAAAACUGUUGAGUUCAAAAGAAGAUUAAAACAAGGAGAGACUUUAGCUGAUAUUCAAGCUGAGGCCUUUGCUGUUGUUCGUGAAGCUGCAAGAAGGAAACUUGGAAUGCGCCAUUUUGAUGUGCAGAUAAUUGGUGGAGCAGUGCUUCAUGAUGGAUCAAUUGCUGAGAUGAAAACAGGGGAGGGAAAAACAUUGGUUUCGACAUUGGCUGCAUAUCUUAAUGCACUAACUGGUGAAGGUGUUCAUGUUGUCACUGUGAAUGAUUACCUGGCUCAUCGAGAUGCUGAUUGGAUGGGUCGUGUUCAUCGUUUUUUAGGUCUCUCAGUUGGUCUUAUUCAGAAGGGGAUGACUGCUAAAGAAAGGAGAUCCAAUUACAGAUGUGACAUAACAUACACCAAUAAUUCAGAACUUGGUUUUGAUUAUCUACGAGAUAAUCUUGCUGGAAAUAGUGAACAACUUGUGAUGAGAUGGCCAAAGCCAUUUCAUUUUGCAAUAGUUGAUGAAGUUGAUUCAGUUCUCAUAGAUGAAGGGAGAAAUCCAUUGUUGAUAAGUGGUGAGGCUAACAAAGAUGCUGCAAGAUAUCCAGUUGCUGCUAAAGUGGCUGAACUACUUGUUCGUGGCCUUCACUACAAUGUAGAGCUUAAAGAUAAUUCGGUGGAGUUGACUGAGGAAGGAAUAGCACUUUCUGAAAUGGCUCUUGAAACAAAUGACUUAUGGGAUGAGAAUGAUCCCUGGGCUAGAUUUGUGAUGAAUGCUCUGAAAGCUAAAGAGUUCUAUCGGCAAGAUGUUCAGUACAUUGUUAGAAAUGGGAAGGCUCUCAUAAUAAAUGAGUUGACGGGAAGAGUCGAAGAGAAAAGAAGAUGGUCUGAGGGAAUUCACCAGGCCGUAGAGGCUAAAGAAGGUCUGAAGAUUCAGGCUGAUUCAGUUGUUGUGGCACAAAUUACAUACCAAUCACUGUUUAAGCUCUACCCAAAGCUGUCUGGAAUGACUGGGACUGCAAAAACUGAAGAAAAGGAAUUUUUGAAAAUGUUCCAGAUGCCAGUUAUUGAAGUGCCUACUAAUUUACCAAAUAUCCGUAAAGAUUUAACCAUACAAGCUUUUGCGACCGCUCGUGGAAAAUGGGAGUACGUCCGUCAAGAAAUUGAAUGCAUGUUUAGACAAGGCCGUCCUGUUUUAGUUGGGACCACCAGUGUUGAGAAUUCUGAAUAUCUGUCAGACUUGCUUAAGCAGUGGAAAAUUCCUCACAAUGUUCUGAAUGCAAGACCCAAGUAUGCUGCAAGGGAAGCUGAAAUUAUUGCCCAAGCAGGGAGAAAGUAUGCCAUUACUAUCUCUACAAAUAUGGCUGGCAGAGGCACUGAUAUAAUUUUGGGGGGAAACCCAAAAAUGCUUGCCAAAGAAAUUGUAGAGGACAGCUUGCUUUCUUUUCUAACGCGAGAAGCUCCUGAUGCUGAAGCUGAUGGAGAAACAAUUUCAGAAAAGGUAAUGUCAAAGAUAAAGGUUGGAUCAACAUCAUUAGCUCUGCUAGCAAAGACUGCACUAAUGGCUAAAUAUGUUGGCAAAAGUGAGGGUAAGAGCUGGACAUAUCAGGAGGCAAGAUUGAUGAUCUCGGACUCUCUGGAAAUGAGUCAGGCAAUGGAUGUGAAUCAGCUUCAGAAGGCUGCUAAUGAGCAGUCCGAAAUGUACCCACUUGGCCCAACUAUAGCACUUACUUAUCUAUCAGUACUGAAGGAGUGUGAAGUGCACUGUUUCAAUGAAGGGUCUGAAGUGAAGAGGCUUGGAGGGCUCCACGUGAUUGGAACGUCAUUACACGAGUCUCGGAGAAUAGAUAACCAGCUUCGUGGAAGAGCAGGAAGGCAAGGGGAUCCUGGAUCUACACGAUUUAUUGUGAGUUUGCAGGACGAAAUGUUUCAAAAGUUCAAUUUUGAUACUGAGUGGGCUGUGAAACUUAUCUCAAGGAUUAGUAAUGAUGAGGAUAUACCAAUUGAGGGUGAUGUAAUUGUAAAACAGCUUUUAGCACUACAAAUCAAUGCCGAAAAGUACUUCUUUGGCAUAAGAAAGAGCCUGGUUGAGUUUGAUGAAGUAUUAGAGGUACAAAGGAAACAUGUUUAUGAUGUUAGGCAGUUGAUUUUAACUGGUGAUGAGGAAAGUUGUUCUCAACACAUAUCACAGUACAUGCAGGCGGUAGUAGAUGAAAUUGUCUUUGGCAAUGCUGAUCCCUCGAAGCAUCCAAGGAUCUGGAGUUUGGAUAAGCUCUUGAGGGAGUUUGUCAUUAUUGGGGGCAACCUUGUGGAUGACUCAUUUGCAGGCAUCACUGGGGAAGCGUUGUUGGAAUCUCUUCUACAAUUUCAUGAAUUGAGCUCUGUGAAUAUCGAUGACUUUUACCUUCCAAACUUGCCAAAGCCUCCACAUGCUUUUCGAGGAAUCCGCAGAAAGUGUUAUUCGUUAAAGCGUUGGCUUACCAUUUGCUCUGACGAAUUUACUAAGAAUGGAGGAUACCGGAUAGCUACUAAUCUUCUACGCAAGUACCUUGGAGAUUUUCUAAUUGCUUCAUAUUGGGAUGCUGUACGAGAGUCUGGUUAUGAUGAUGCAUACAUCAAGGAAAUUGAGAGGGCAGUUCUUCUGAAGACUUUAGACUGUUUCUGGAGGGAUCAUCUUAUAAACAUGAAUAGGCUCAGUUCCGCGGUAAAUGUAAGAAGUUUCGGGCACAGGAAUCCUCUUGAAGAAUACAAAAUUGAUGGGUGUCGAUUUUUCAUUUCAAUGCUGAGUGCAACUCGAAGGCUAACUGUUGAGACCCUUCUGCAGUAUUGGUCAUCUCCUAUGGAGUCCCAGGAACUCUUUGUAUCUUAAGUGCUGAUCGUUCAUCAUGUUGAAGGUGCGUUUGCCUCUUCCAGAUGGCAGUGCCUGUUUAGAAGAAGGUGAUUUAAACUGUGCUAAUGCAGGACUAGUAACCACAAUCAGUUUGGGGAAAGAGAAGAUGGAGAAAGGUCAGGGUGAAAAAGGGAACGGAGCUGUGGGAAAAAGAAGAAGAGCAUAGGCGACGAAGACAACCACAAAACUUGGAAUAAGAAAAAGCCCCAAGACCAAGAAGUUAAGUCCUUAAAAGGGGAAAACCUCUAUAUUAUGAACCAGUACCAUUAUAUCGUAACAAUGAAGAGAAAGAUCACAGAUGAAUGCAGGAAAAGAGGAAGAAGAAGGCAGGAGGAUUUAGAGGUAGAGAGAAAAACCAGAGAGACAACUAUUAAUGAGAAUGAAUUCCACACAAUGCACGUGUAACUGCUAUGUGUAGAUUAUAAUUGAGAGACAUUUUUAGCCACUGGCGGAGCUUCACUUGAAUAUUUAGUGGGGUCAAACUUAAUGUUGUACAAGAAUUUUCAAUUGGAAAAAUUAAAUGAAACACCAUAUAUAAUUUUACGUUAA
Molecule: messenger RNA, 6148 nt
Organism: Ricinus communis (castor bean)
Lineage: Eukaryota; Viridiplantae; Streptophyta; Magnoliopsida; Malpighiales; Euphorbiaceae
Product: protein translocase subunit SECA2, chloroplastic
Exons: 36
Coding region: 143-5578 (1811 amino acids)
Biological process (GO): protein import; protein targeting; protein phosphorylation
Cellular component (GO): chloroplast envelope; membrane
Molecular function (GO): ABC-type protein transporter activity; protein binding; ATP binding
Source: RefSeq, a predicted model, not a curated record